Molecule: messenger RNA, 402 nt
Organism: Colletotrichum chrysophilum
Lineage: Eukaryota; Fungi; Ascomycota; Sordariomycetes; Glomerellales; Glomerellaceae
Exons: 3
Coding region: 1-402 (133 amino acids)
Source: RefSeq, a predicted model, not a curated record
AUGCUUCCCACGUUACUGCGGCGCACCGCCGAAUCGGCCGGCCGCAAGUUCGACGUCUUCACCAACCCGUACCGCGCGAAAAAAGUCUGGCCUCCCGAUUUCACAGGCCUCUCGCCUCAAGCACAGCUCCGGUUUGAGAAGAAGUACAAGCGCCGCCUGGCAUUGGUUUAUGCGCGGCCAAGAUGGGACAAGGCUAUCAAGCUUAUUCAGCUGGUGACCGUGACAGGUUUCCUGGGCUGGACGUUCUUGUUUUCAGAGUUCGAGUUUUGGGGCAAGCAGUACCGCCCUUCUGAGGAGAUCCGGAAGCACUUCCGCAACCUGUUCGGCACCAUCGACGCCGAAAAACGAUACGAGCGUCGCAGAGACGCACCCGAACCCGGGUCCGCCGAAUCCCCCAAAUAA